Molecule: messenger RNA, 2229 nt
Organism: Acanthisitta chloris (rifleman)
Lineage: Eukaryota; Metazoa; Chordata; Aves; Passeriformes; Acanthisittidae
Product: chromosome unknown open reading frame, human C18orf63
Exons: 13
Coding region: 1-2229 (742 amino acids)
Source: RefSeq, a predicted model, not a curated record
AUGAAUAACACCAGGCACCAGUCCCUGUUCUUUGUCAGUCUGCCCGAGCUGCAAAAAUUCUGUGCCGCUACAAUGACACUGAGCCCUCAGAUACCAGAAACUGAGAUAAGGAAUACACAGAUAAAGAUCUGCAGACAGUUAUUAUUCCUGUAUCCAGAGAUCCUUUCUGCGCCUGUUAUUGGAACACUGAACCAAAUUUCAGUUGUGAUGGCGAUCCCAUUUUACAAAUCAGGAAUAUGUCAAGCCUAUGUAGAGAGACAAGGAGCUACUCUGGAAGCACCACAAACAGUUACUCCAGCCAUUCUUCAAACCUGUCUCUCCUACACUCUUACAGCCAGACUUGCACCCAGAUGGAACAAGGCUGGUCAUCUCCUGGUGCAAGGAAAAGACUUUUUGUCCCAUUCAGGAAGGCAAAAUGCUGUUGUUCUAGACCUCAAUGUGUCAGACAGACAGCUUUGCAUCAGUGUGGAGCCCUGCUCAGUUCGCUCACCACCCCCUGAGCUGGGAGAUUUUGAUAUUUCAGCAAACACCUUAAAGGUGUUUAACAGCAAUGAAAAUGCAGUCAUUCACCAGCAUUCCAUAUUGAGUAACUGGUGCUAUGUUUUGCCAAGCAUGAAAAUGGGUCAGAUUAUAAGCAUCAGCCACGUAAUUCCUCCAGAAUCUCCUUUUCGUUCAUAUAAAGAAUUUCAGAUGCACUGGAAGAGUUUGUAUGGAUACAUUCUUCCUGAAGAUCCUGAAGAAACGAAAAUAUACCUGAGUGUUUACUUCAAACCAAUAGGAGAAAGGUUCUUCACGUACCCUUUAAAUUGCAUUCGAAGUCAGCCUGUGCAGUAUUGGCCUAGAACAGAUUCAGAAAGUGUGGUGAACUCUUUCCUUUCUGACAUGAAGCACAAUCUUUCUCAUCUGUGUGGAUUCCCAGUAAAGAUGACAAGUAAAGCACUUUAUGCUACACAGGAACUCUCGAGGGCUCCGGUGCGUGAAAUAAAAUCCAAGCAUAUGAAAUUUGGUGGUGAGACGGUUUGUGCAGGCUCCCUAACGCAGGCUCCUCCAAGGAAACCGGCUUUGCCCAGAAUUCCUUCACCAUGCAGUAUGGAAAACAGCCACUGGAUGGAGCGUUUGAUCAAAGAGCCGGGAACACGCACUUGUUCGAGUAGCAGUGAGAGUACAAGAGAGGUCAGCGUUGAAGCAACAGAGCAACCAAUGAGUAAUAAGCAAAUGCCAGGAGUACCGGAGUUACCAGUUGCGAAAUCUUCAGGGAUACCUGUAAAUUCAGCCUUUGGACUCCCCGCCCCCAAAAAAGCAUGCAAAUUUAUACCAAUCUUCAAAGGAAAGUUGAUGAAAAUUAAUGGAAUCACAAAUCAGACGGAUGGGAAGAAAAGAGAAAAUGCUGGAAGACACACACCAAUAAAAAUUAGAGGUGUUCCAUCUUUUAUGCUGGCUGUGCACAAGUCCAGCACAACUCAGGUUUGCAAACCCCUUCCAAAUACACCACCUAAAAAUGCUGCUGACAGCAGUGCACUUCAGGUAAUGAACAUGAAAAUACAAGCAAAACGUGGUACACCCAUAUGUCAAUGGAAAACAGAGUCUGCUGGACAGAUGACUAAUUCUGAUUUUUCUGCUGACACAGCUUCAGGUGGGAAUUCAAGUGAAGUCAAUCACAAAAAGGCAAAAUCUCCCUUCCUUCUUAAGAGUGUUGGGCCAUUGCCUCAGAAAUCAAACACCAAUCUCAGUCUGAAUACAUAUGAAUCUCCUAUUUCCAGUGCAAGAAGGGGAAAAAAGUUUGCAAGCCAAAAUAGCAUGCAAGUUAGUGAGAAACAACACCAGUCAAAGGAAGUACAUCUGCAGAUUUGUAAAUUAGACAGUGAAAUGACAAAUUCCAGUUUGUCACAGCAACGAAGAAAGAGAUCAAAUGAAAGAGCAGGGUUAAAUAUUCAUGAACCUGUCUUCAAAGAUACAGCAUGUAUUGCCAAAAGUGAAGAAAAUAAAGCAGCAUGGCAUUCCAAGGACUAUGUCACUAAGACAACCAGUCAUCAUUCCAAAUCUGACUUUGAACAGAUGCUUAUAGGGAACAAGUAUCUUAUACAUGAAACACUGACCUCAAAACUGACAUUGUCAGUCAAGGACAGCAACGUGGAAGAAUCUACAAAGAAAGGCUAUGCCAGAAGAAGACAACGAGAAGAAGGUUAUUCAAAGUUGAAGAAAGCCAAAAGAAGCAAGCCUUCUAUUUAG